AUGGACACUCUCGUUCGUGAAAGAAAAUCGCUUGAAUCGCGUUUAGCUCGUGUUAAAAGGACUUUGACUCGGUUUCACUCUAGUGAAGAGUUGGAAGAGAUCGACAUCCAGACUGAACUGGAUAACCUCCAAGAAGUUUGGAUCGGAUACCUAUCGGUCCAUAAACGGAUGGUGGAAACAUGCAAGGAGGACGAUAUGGAUGCGAUGUUAGACCAUUUGGCAUGUUUCGAAGAACAAUGUAUUUCUCUAAAAAAUGGUUUCAACAAGCUUCUAAAAAGGAUGGAUUUUUCCUCCACUCAACACGAGGUUCCUCUAAUACAAAAUGGCACUGACGCCAUUAAGCAGCUCGCAGAACAGCAAGCCGAGUUUUUCCGCCAUUUGUCAGCCAAUUUAUCUUUUGUGCCACAGUCUAACAGUAUGAGCACGCCACCAGCUAACGUUGAUCAUAAUGCAUCGAUUUUUACUGAUGUUAAGCUACCUCGUAUGAACAUUCCUACAUUCAGCGGUAACAUUCUAGAUUGGCCUUCUUUCUACGACCUGUUCGAUAGUGCUGUUCACAAAAAUCAAUCCCUGCAGAACAGUCAGAAACUUUAUUUCCUGAAAACUAACCUAUCAGGUGAGGCUGGGUCUUUGAUUUCACAUCUACGAAUCGAAGAUGCCAAUUAUGCUCCUGCACUCGCUAAGCUAAAGGAAAGGUACGACAAACCUCUCGAAAUAGCAGCCCAGCACAUUCAGCGUUUCCUGGGACAACCAACAAUGUCGUCUGCAUCUGCCGUAAGCUUGCGCGCUCUUCAUGACGUCUCCGAUGAAGUUGUUCGAGCGCUCAGAGCCAUGAAUUGUGAAAGCCGUGAUAUUUGGUUACUUUACAUUUUGGUGGAGAAAUUAGAUCCCGAUACGAAGCAGCUGUGGCUCCAGAAACGCGCAGACAUGACGGACGACGAGAUUAACCUGGAUAAAUUUUUGAAAUUCAUCGAUUCUCACAGCUUCGCCUUAAAAUCUGUGCAACCCAUUCGAUCACGAACAGCAUUCGUCAAAUCUACUGCUAAAUAUCAACCUAGAUCGCAUGCUCUCGUAUCAACCAGUCAGCAGAUCGCACAACCAAUGUGUGGGUUCUGCUUUAAAAAACAGCAUCACUUAUAUCAGUGUGGUAAGUUCAUCAACUCGAACGCAAAUGAACGUCUCGCUUAUAUUUCCAGGCAGAAGCUGUGCCAAAAUUGCCUGAAGCAGCACACUGGUGAAGGCUGCAAAUCUGGUAACUGUAGGAAGUGUAAUCAACCACAUCAUACUCGGUUACACGAAGCUUACAACCCAGUAGUCAAUCAAACUACAAUUAGCACAUCAUCCACUCUCAGUGCAGGUCCGACUGGUCCGCAGUCAGUGGCUCAAUCUCUUGUCUCACCACUGAACCUGACGAACGAUCUUGUCGAUACUAACGUUCUCUUGUUAACUGCUACAAUCAAUGUACAGGACAAAUACGGGCGACCUUUCGCUUGUCGAGCAGUUCUUGACUGUGCAUCUCAUACGAGUUACAUUACUACAGAGUUGUGCAACAAGUUGAACCUCCCAACAGCAGAUGUCGAUUUUGAAUUUGGAGGAAUUUCUGGAACGUCUGGUCAUGCAAGCAAGGGAGCUUUGGUGACGAUCAGCUCUCGAUGUUCAGAAUAUCAAGACGUCAUUCCAUGUGUGGUUUUGGAUCGUAUCACAUCCGAGUUACCAAUUAAGCCAGUGGAUAUCAGUAAUUGGCCAAUUCCAAGUUCCAUUCACCUGGCCGAUCCACAGUUCCAUCACCCAGGUAAAAUCAGUAUGCUACUAGGUAACAAGCUUUUCUUCAAUCUAAUUGAACCGGGAACGAUAAAACUCUGCACUGAGAAUCGCCUGCCAAUUCUACAGAACACCAAACUUGGCUGGGUGGCAUCAGGUGGAUACGAGUCUUCAAACCAGUUAGAGCCAUCCGUUCCAUCUUGCCUAUUAGCUUCAACCGAUGAUUUCCUUUCCCAGCAACUGCGGAUGUUCUGGGAACUCGAAGAAUAUGCCAACACUAAGCCAUAUCUAAGCAGUCAAGAAACACAGUGUGAGAACCACUUUAAGGAGAACACUAUUCGCGACGACUCUGGACGUUUCAUUGUUCGGUUACCGUUUCUGGACAACCCUGAUACAUUGGGUGAGUCAAGGGAAAUCGCAACUAAAAGACUUUUGCACCUUGAGCGAAAAUUAGACAAAAAUCCAAAGCUUAAGAUGCAAUAUCAUAAUUUUUUGCAUGAGUACGUUGAACUGGGUCACAUGUCAUUGACUGCGACAUCAACUACCAAACGUUCGGUGUUCCUUCCUCAUCAUUGUGUUGUCAAAGAAGCCAGUACGACGACGAAAUGCCGCGUAGUCUUCGAUGCUUCCGCUAAAACAAGUAGCGGAAGAUCUCUCAACGAUAUUCUUAUGGCCGGGCCAGUACUGCAGGAUUCUUUGAUCGACAUACUCUUACGUUUUCGCUUUCCGGCUAUUGUUUUCACUGGAGACAUCCAGAAAAUGUAUCGUAUGAUUCAACUACAUGACGACGAUCGUGAUUACCAAAGGAUACUUUGGCGAUGGUCCAAGGACAAACCAGUGGACGAAUAUCGACUCAACACCGUUACGUAUGGCACUAAGAGUGCAUCAUACUUGGCUACGAAAUGUGUGCAGGAACUUUUACUAUCUCACCGUGAGCAGUAUCCACAAGCAGUAGAAAAGGCACUAAAAGGAACGUAUGUCGAUGAUCUUCUCGUCGGCGCAGAAACCAUCGAAGAAGCUAAAUAUCUACGUCAACAACUGACGGAAAUUUUCGAUUCUGCUGGUUUUCAUCUGCGUAAAUGGGCGUCCAACAGCGCUACAGCCCUGGAAGGUAUUCGGGAAGCAGAUCUGGAGCUGAAGAUGCCCAUCGAAUUCGACGACUCCAACACAAUCAAGGCCCUCGGAAUUCACUGGCAGCCGUGCAGCGAUGAGCUUCAUUUCAGCUACCAACGAACACAGAUCCUUCAGCCCACGAAACGAAUCAUACUGUCUCAGAUUGCUAGCCUUUUCGAUCCUUUAGGACUACUAGCGCCUAUCAUCGUUAAGGCUAAGCUAAUAAUGCAGCAACUGUGGGAGCUGAAGGUGGCCUGGGAUGCCACUCCCCCCGGUGAGUUGGUUCAAAGUUGGUUUGAUUUCGUGCAAAAUCUUUCGCAUCUCAAUCUAUUUCAGAUUCCUCGGAGAGUUGUUGGAACGCAAAGAACAACACAUUUGCUCCUGCACGGCUACAGUGAUGCCUCUGAGCAGGCUAUGGGCGCUUGUGUCUAUAUUCGUUCCAUCGACAACGAUGGUACCAUAAAAUCUCGCUUACUGUGUGCGAAAUCAAAGCUCGCUCCAAUUGGAAACGGUAGAACGACAUUACCACGUCUGGAAUUGUGUGCUGCCGUUAUUCUUGCGCGUCUUAUGAAAAACGUGACUAACGCUAUCGACCAGUCUCCAUUUGAGGUACGAGCCUGGACCGACUCGCAGGUGGCUCUGGCCUGGAUUAAUGGGGGAGCCUCUCGAUGGAAGACCUUUGUUGCGAACCGGGUGGCGGAGAUCGUAACGCACUUACCUGCAAUCAACUGGGGCCAUAUCAACACGCACCUCAACCCGGCAGAUUUGAUCUCACGAGGGAUUAUGCCGGAGCAACUGAAGAAUAACAAGCUCUGGUGGGAUGGACCAAAUUGGGAUAUAAAAUCUGGACAUGACACUGCCAGUGAUCAUUUGAGUACCUUUCAGCAGCAGCAGAUAAACAAGGAACAGAGAGCAUCGAUACCGUCGCUCAUCGCCAUUUACAAAAACACAUUUUUGGACGAUAUGAUGGCCAGAUACUAUCCAAACUUUCAGAAACUUCUUCGUAUCACUGCUCGCAUGCUACGCCUAUGCCGUUCUGAGUUUAGAAAAUCUGUAACACUCACAACUGGAGAAUUGGAUAAGGCUCUUGAUGUCUACAUAAAACACGUUCACAAGCAACACUAUCCAGACGAGAUACAAUGUUUACUACAGCACAAAGAUAUAAAGCGUCAAAGUACAUUGUUUCAGCUCAUGCCAUUUCUAGACGAAAAUGGAAUUCUCAGGGUGGGCGGAAGAAUUCAACGAUCUGAUUUCGAUUACGACACAAAGCAUCCUGUUCUGUUGCCACGCCAUUCAAUCCUGACAUUUUUCGUAUUACAUCACGAUCACAUCCUUCAUCAAAAUUGUGGACCACUAACGCUAUUGGCGGUAUCUCGAAGGCGGUUCUGGAUUGUACGUGGUGCUAGUGCUGCUCGUAAAGUGUAUCGUCAGUGCAUCGUGUGUGCCCGUGCCAAACCAGCUCCUAUUUAUCAGCAAAUGGGGCAACUUCCUGCAGAUCGCGUUCAACCACAUCUGCCAUUCAUGAUUACCGGUGUCGAUUUUGCUGGUCCUGUUAGCAUCACCGGGCGCAGAGCGCGAGGUGCGGUGGCAAGCAAGGGGUAUAUCGCACUGUUUAUCUGCUUCUCAACAAAGGCGGUGCAUCUGGAAGCUGUAUCAGAUCUUGGCUCUUCUGCAUUCAUAGCAUCAUUCAUUCGUUUCACAAGUCGUUACGGAAUGCCAUCAAAGAUGUUUUCGGACAACGCAACCAACUUUAGAGCAGCCUCCAAACAACUUCAAGAGAUCAACCAAAGUAUGAACUCUGCCGUUCACAGCAACCAGGUGGCCGAUUUCAUGACAAAUAAAGGGGUUGAUUGGAAUUUUAUACCCGCUCGGUCUCCACAUCACGGUGGACUUUGGGAGUCCGCAAUAAAGACUGCGAAACAGUAUUUGGGCAAAAUAGCAGGUAAUCAAAAUUUUACGUUUGAAGAAUUGUCUACUCUUCUUGCGCAGGUCGCAGCUACGAUGAAUUCUAGACCCAUCACUCCGAUCUCAAGUAAUGUUAAUGAUCCACAACCGUUGACACCUGCACAUUUUCUCAUCGGAAGAGCUCUCACAACAGUUCCGGAAAUAAACAUGCUGGAGCGAAAUAUCAGUUCAUUAUCACGAUGGGAGUACAUACAGCGAUUGGCCCAAGAAUUCCGUUCUCGUUGGCAAUUAGAAUACGUUCGCUCACUUCAACGCUUCACAAAAUGGCAACGAUCUACCAAAAAUAUUGUUGUUGGAGAUUUCGUCAUCUUGGUCAAGGACGACGAGAAACCAAGACAAUGGCCACUUGGACGAGUUUUGGAGACAUUCCCAGGACCCGAUGGAUUAGUUCGUGUGGUUUUGGUCAAAACUGGAUCCGGAACCACAAGACGAGACGUACGGAGGCUACGAGUGGUGCCAUUGGACUUAGAUGAGUAUGUACCAGGACGAUUUGGAACUGAAAUUCCUGACCGGAAUUUGGUGGGCGGUUUAUGUUGGCGCGAAAUCUCUGGACGGACCACUGCUGCCGAUUAG
This is a messenger RNA of Malaya genurostris, 5412 nucleotides long. RefSeq lists its product as uncharacterized. The transcript has a single exon. Gene Ontology annotation, biological process: DNA integration. Gene Ontology annotation, molecular function: nucleic acid binding. The coding region runs from base 1 to 5412 and encodes 1803 amino acids. Lineage: Eukaryota; Metazoa; Arthropoda; Insecta; Diptera; Culicidae. The record is from RefSeq and is a predicted model, not a curated record.